UCAAGAGAGCCUAUCCACAAGCAGAAGCUAUAAAUCAAUCAAACCCCAGACAGAUAUCUGAAACACAAAGUUUGAAAAUUAAGAGAGAGAUAAAUCAAACAAUGGUCACUCUCUUCACUUUAUCUUCUUCAUCCUCCACUUUCCUCUUCCCUACUCCAAGAACAAAGCUUUCUACAACACUCACACACUUCUCGUUACCGAAGACACCAACCCAUCUCAAGAAACCUGUCCUUGCUGUGACCUCUCUUUCUUCCCCAUUGCAAUGCGACCCAUCACUCCCUCCAGCUGUUCAAACCUUCUGGCAAUGGCUCCGAGACGAAGGCGUGGUCUCUGCCAAGUCCCCUGCAGCAAAGCCUGCUCUGGUCCCUGAAGGCAUGGGGCUCGUUGCCCACAGAAACAUUGGUAAAAACGAGGUCGUUUUGGAGGUUCCCAAGAGGCUCUGGAUAAACCCAGAUGCCGUUUCAGCCUCCGAGAUUGGAAAUGUUUGUAGUGGGUUGAAGCCUUGGGUGUCCGUUGCUCUGUUUUUGCUCAGAGAGAAGUACAGAGACGACUCCAAGUGGAGGCCUUACCUUGAUAUUCUUCCUGAAUCCACCAAUUCAACUGUGUUCUGGUCAGAAGAGGAGCUUGAUGAGCUUCAAGGAACCCAACUUUUGAGCACAACAAUGGGUGUAAAAGAGUAUGUGCAGAGUGAGUUUCUAAAAGUGGAAGAAGAAAUCAUCCUCCCUAACAAGCAGCUUUUCCCAUCUCCUAUCACACUGGAUGACUUCUUUUGGGCAUUCGGUAUACUCAGAUCCAGGGCAUUCUCGCGCCUCCGCGGUCAAAACCUUGUUUUGAUCCCACUUGCAGACUUGAUCAACCAUAGUUCCAGCAUAACCACAGAAGAGCAUGCAUGGGAGAUCAAAGGAGCAGCAGGUCUUUUCUCUUGGGAUUAUCUGUUUUCUAUACGGAGCCCAGUUGCUCUCAAGGCUGGUGAGCAGGUUUUCAUCCAAUAUGAUAUAAACAAGAGCAAUGCUGAGUUUGCUUUGGAUUACGGAUUUAUAGAUUCUUCCAAUGCAAAUCGCGAUGCAUUUACCUUAACACUGGAAAUAUCCGAGUCAGACCCAUUUUAUGGUGACAAGCUGGACAUUGCUGAGUCUAAUGGUUUGGGAGCAACUGCAUACUUCGACAUAUUUUUGGACCGUUCACUCCCACCUGCAUUGAUUCCAUAUCUGCGGCUGGUAGCUCUUGGAGGUACCGAUGCUUUCCUCUUGGAAUCUAUAUUCAGGAACACUAUCUGGGGACACCUUGAGCUGCCUGUGAGCCCUGCCAAUGAAGAGCUCAUAUGUCGAGUGGUACGCGAAGCCUGCAAAUCUGCUCUUUCUGCCUAUCCCACCACCAUUGAAGAGGAUGAGAAGUUAAAAGAAUCAAAACUGGAUCCAAGGCUUGAGAUUGCAGUAGGAAUAAGACAUGGAGAGAAGAAGGUGCUUCAGCAUAUUGAUGGGAUUUUCAAGGAUAGGGAGUCAGAACUACGUCAAUUGGAAUACUACCAGGAAAGGAGGCUCAAGGAUCUUGGCCUCUGCGGGGAGCUAGAAGACAUCAUCUUCUGGGAGCCCAAGUAGGGCAAAUUCAUGUCACUGAGAAGUCAUAAGUAGUUCUAGUUUACAGUUUACCUUGCUAAAAAUGCCAGAAUUCUGUGAAGGUUGGAAUGAGAAAAUGACGGAUCCCAGAAGCAUAUCCCAGAGAUUUUAUUUUU
Molecule: messenger RNA, 1732 nt
Organism: Prunus mume (Japanese apricot)
Lineage: Eukaryota; Viridiplantae; Streptophyta; Magnoliopsida; Rosales; Rosaceae
Gene: LSMT-L
Product: Rubisco methyltransferase family protein
Biological process (GO): peptidyl-lysine monomethylation
Cellular component (GO): chloroplast
Molecular function (GO): [ribulose-bisphosphate carboxylase]-lysine N-methyltransferase activity; protein binding; protein-lysine N-methyltransferase activity
Source: RefSeq, a predicted model, not a curated record